This is a messenger RNA of Closterium sp. Naga37s-1, 4683 nucleotides long. The record is from the annotation of a GenBank genome assembly. Lineage: Eukaryota; Viridiplantae; Streptophyta; Zygnematophyceae; Desmidiales; Closteriaceae.
AUGGCUGGUGGAGGCGGCUCCAUCGGCGCAAAUGGCGCCGCAGGUCCCGCCUUGUUUGCCGCACCCAAGCCGACGGGGAUGGCGGUAAUCGUGCAGCAAUCCAUGGCGGUUCAGUUCCUUGUCGACCCGUCCACUGGAGCGAUUCUAGGCUCGAGUAAAGGCGCGUCGCGAACGCUGGGUCCAGCUGUUAAUGACCAGACGUCGCUCCUCGAUAUUACCUUUCUCUCGCAAAACAAGUGGCGGCAUUUGAUUCGCCAGCUCAGCCGCGGGAAGGUGGAAAAGAUUCAUCUGCCCGGAAUAAUUCGGGCCAAGCAGCCUCGGAUGUCCAUGCGAUUGUCCACGUCAUCAGCGGCCGCGUCAGCGUCUAUGGCAACUCCUAGAAAAUCAGUUGCGGGUACCCCGAGAGGAUCCAGGCCGUCGUCAUCCGACCGUUCAUUUCACCAACCCGCAACGGCCGCGAUUGACCCAGCCGCGAGCCGCGCCUCCAGCGAUUGGCUGGCCCCCGCAAGCCAAGCCAAUGCCGGUUCAGUCACCAGCAGUGGUAGAAGCUCCACUCGACCCAGUGAUGUCUUUAAAGUCGACUUACCAGAAAUCGAUAUUCCCAAGACCAUCCCGACACCACCAUCAAUCUCGUCCAGUGGCAGUGGCGGCUCGAGUUCCACUGAUGCGACUGCUGCGAGGCGCGACUUUUCUGGUGCGGGUCGCGGGUCGUAUCCCCGCAGAAUACGGACUGCGUCGUUUGGUCGAGCGGGCUCCUGCAACGAAGCUAUUCCCGAGAACAGCGGCAGCGCGACCGGCGGCGGGAACAACGCCGGAACUGACGCUCCCGCCUCCAUCUGGGCCGCAGAACACGCGGGGAGUGCGUACAACGAAGGAGCCUCAAAAGAGGGCGCUUCGUCUGGUGACCGGAUCCCUUCAAUAUUGCGUGCGUCUCCGAGAGCGUUGCAGAAGCUUCCGUCUUCGUCGUCCCUCCCGCCGCUUCUUCCGGCGACGGAUUCGACCGACAGCAGCAGCAGCGGACGAAGCAGCAGCAGCAGCGGCCGGCAUGGCGGCCUGCAGAGCGGCUCGAGCCCGUGGGACGGCGGCCUUACCUCCCCGCCCACCCCCUCCCCGAACAGCAUCAUCGGAAACUGCCUUCCCGCCAUGAGCGGAACUCCCAACGCGAUUGGCGCGGUCCGACAGGGCGCAAAUCUGAUGGUUGCGCGCGCGCCCACUCCAGCACUCCCCUCGCCGCCGGAAGCGGAAGGAACCGCGGCCAACAGCGCUGUUUCACCCGUGCCCAGCGAAGGAGGCGGCGCAAGCGCGGGACGGCGAGGGCCUGGAAGGAUGAUGUCGAUUCGACGGAAGACGGAGAAACGUGGGGUAAAAGGUGCAACGGGGAGCGAAUCUGGCGAAAUGAGCUUGCAGGGUUCGCCGCAGCAGUCGCAGCAGGAGCGGAUGCAAAUCGACGGGGAACAGCGGGGAGAGUCAGCGCUGGCGGAAGGUUCGGCGGAAGGCGUUUCAACGCACGCCGCCAAGCCCCCGCAGCAGAGGCCAGCGGGUCGGGGGAGGGAGUGGCGGAAAGGGCUCAAGAGUCUGUUCGGGUCAAAUUCGGUCAAGCGGAGAGGGGAAGCGGAGGAGGGAGGUAGUGUAAGAGGUGGGUUGAACACAUCUGGCGGAGUCGAAACUGUGACGACAGGGGAAGCGGAGGUGGCAGAUACGCGCAUGGCGGAGGUUAGCUCGCGGGGGGAGGAGGAGGAAAUAUCGGGGGGAGGCGAUUUUGUAACGGGGAUGAACACAGCCGAGAUGGAUGAGUCCGUGCAAGUCAUCCCCUCUCACGCCCAGCAGCAGCGGGAGGUGCAGCAGGCACAGGCGGUGCUGCAGCUUCAGAAUUAUGCGGGACUGGGAACAGUUGUUCUCGAGGGUGUGGACGGUGUGGUAACCAGCUGUAACACCAGCGCAACGAAUAUCCUGGGAUUCCCGGAGCCGUACAUUAUGGGGCAGACGCUACAACACUUUGUGACAGAAUCUGAGAAGGCCACGUUUGCGGAGGAAUACAGCAAGGUGCAGCAGGGUGUGCAGGAGUGGACGCAGCAGGAGAUUCGGUUGAGAAAGAUUGACCGCAGCACAGUGGCUGUGCGAAUCACCAUGACCAGCCUCUCCACUUCCCCGCCUGCUGCGGCGCCUGCUACCACCCCAACUGCUGCUACUGCUGCCGCUGCUGCAGCUGCAGCUGCAGCGGCUGCCGCCGCUGGUGCUGCUGGUGCUCCCGAUGCUGCAGCCGCUGCUACUGGUGCUGUUGGUGCUAGCGCUGCUGGUGGUGGUGUUGCUUCUGCCGCUGCUGCCGUUCCUGCUGCCGCGGCUGGGGAAACAGACACGAGCAAUAUGAGCAGAACAAGCAGCCACGAGAGUGGGUCGAGUGGGAGCGAGGCGGGGCGAGCAGCAGUCAGAGAGCACACAGCCGUGCUCUGCAUGUUCCAAGACAUCAGCGCGCAGAAGGCCCUGGAGCAACACAUGGAGAACUACCGCAUGAUGGUGGAGCACUUCCCUGCCGGCGCGGUGCUCAUAUCCCACGCGGGCGAGGAGGGCGAAACCAUCCUCGUUAACAGCACUCUCGAGGCCAUGCUGGGCUGCGAAAAGGGCUCCAUUAACAGCGUAGACAAAUGGUUCACUACACUCUACGCGGAGAAAGCCCGCCGCGCGAGACAGCUCCACGAGGCUCGGCGCGUGUCUGGGAGCAGCAAGGACGUGACGAACACGGUGCAGCAGAUUAAGAAGAAGGACGGGUCGAAGCUGGUGGUGGAUGUGACGACGUACCAGUUUGACCUGGGGGAAAUGUGGCUCGUGAAUGAUAUCACCGAGAGCCGCAAGAACCAGUUCAAGUUUCGCAUGCUCUUCGAGCUGUCCUCGGAUCCCAAGCUGCUGCUGAACCAGGACGGACGCGUGUUCGACUGCAACCAAUCGGCCAUCCGCAUUCUCAAGUGCGGCACAAAGGAGUCGCUCCUAGGCAAGACCCCCUGGGAGCUCUGCCGUCCGCAACAGCCAUCGGGGCAGCGCUCCGCGUUCCUCAAGGCGGUUCUCGACGAUCUCGCCGCCAGCAACAACGUCCCCGCGCCCGCGGGCUCCGCGGGAGGAGUCCCGGGCGCGACGGUGCUGAGCGGCGCGUCCGCGGUGGGCGGGGAGAAGCGGUACCGAUUCGAUUGGCUGUUCGAAGACGAGGAGGGGCAGGACGUACCGGUGGAGGUGUUAUGUAAGAUGGUGAAUUUCUUUGGCGAGCCGGUGUAUCUGAUGGUGUGGCACGACAUGGCGGAGGCGCGCAAGCAGGAGGCGGAGCUGCGCCGCGCGAAGGCGGAGGCGGAGAAGGCGAGCAAGGCGAAGACGCAGUUUUUGGCGAAUAUGAGCCAUGAGAUCCGCACGCCCAUGAACGGAAUCAUCGGCGUGGCUGAUCUGAUGCUCGCGACGCCGCUGUCGCCGGAGCAGUGCUCGCUGCUCGAAACCCUAAGAUCGUCGUCCGAGGGCCUCCUACACAUCCUCUCCGACAUCCUCGAUUUAAGCAAGAUCGAGAACGAGAAGAUGGUCCUCGAUUUUAGCAACUGGCGGUUGCGGGAGAACGUGAGCAACUGCGUCGCGCUGUUCCGCGGAUCCGCAACCGGGAAAAAUAUCCGCAUUAAAGCGCGAGUCGACAAGGACGUGCCUAUCGAGGUCUUCGGAGACUGCAUGCGCGUGCGUCAGGUGGUCACUAACCUACUCAGCAACGCGAUUAAGUUCACGUCGGCCGGGGGACACGUGUCGGUGCGCGUCAGCCUCGUGGAUCCGCACGCCCCGGGCCGCGGAAAGCGGCGCGAGUCGUUCUCGAGUUUGGAGCCGCUAAGAGAGAACGCGGAUAUGGAUAAAGUGGUGGUGCAGUUCGAAGUGAAAGACACGGGCAUCGGGAUUCCUCCCCACGCGCAGAAAAACCUUUUCCAAGCCUUCAAUCAGGCUGACAACUCCACAUGUCGGAGGUUUGGAGGAACAGGCCUUGGCUUGGCUAUUUGCAGGGCGCUUGUCAACCUCAUGGGCGGCGAAAUUACCCUUACAAGCGAAGAAGGAAAAGGAUCGUCCUUCACCUUCACUGUGUGCCUUGGGGUCACAGAAGCCGCUCCAAGUGACGUGGAGAGCGCAGGGGAGGAAAGCAUUGGCGAUGAGGAGAGCGAGGAAGAGGAGGAGGGAGAGGACGACGAUGCCCAAUCUCUCGUAAAUACCGGAAAAGGAGGGGGACACGGCUGUCACAAGAAGGUUUUCACGGACGAGCUGCCCGAGAAGCUGCCCGAGUGUGUGAAGACGUGGAAAGUUUUGGUUGCGGAGGACAACACGGUGAACCAGAUGGUGGUGACCCGCAUGCUGAAGAACCUCGGGAUUGCCACAGAGGUGGCGGAGAAUGGGCUCAAGGCGCUGCACGCGUGCGAGAGCAACCACUACGAUUUUAUUCUUAUGGACUGCCACAUGCCGGAGAUGGAUGGGCUGGAGGCCACUCGACAGAUCCGCAAUGCAGAGCAGCUGCUGCCGAGCCAGCCGCCCAAGUUCAUCGCAGCGCUCACUGCCAGCGCGUUCGACUUCGAGCGCGAGGCGUGCUUUGCAGCUGGUAUGAACCACUUCCUGACCAAGCCGAUUCGGCCCAAGGAUUUGGAGGACCUGGUGAUGAAGCUGGUGGAGAUGCGCAAGUGA